This is a messenger RNA of Debaryomyces hansenii CBS767, 213 nucleotides long. RefSeq names its product DEHA2F20438p. The record is from RefSeq and is a predicted model, not a curated record. The transcript has a single exon. Lineage: Eukaryota; Fungi; Ascomycota; Pichiomycetes; Serinales; Debaryomycetaceae. Bases 1 to 213 code for a protein of 70 amino acids.
AUGCUCGAAGCAACCGAUGAAACACUAGGUUUUGGACGUGCAGAAGUGGUGUUGGGCUCUGGAUGUGCGGACAAACAAAAGGAAUUAGAACUUCCUACAUUGUAUGAUAUUUUGAAGCGUGUCGAGAACACGGGGUGUGUUUGCGGACUAACUAUUAGCCUGCGCGAGACGGCAUUUUGCGGCCAUUCGUACAGCAAGUGUUUUGGUUGCUGA